AUGUGUGUUCACUGUCAUCCAGGCCCACCACACAUCAUGAGCACACUCAGUUGGAACUGUCGUGGGCUUGGGAACCCACGAGCCGUUCAGUUCCUAGUUGACAUAUGCAGUCAAAAGCAGCCCAAAUUCUUGUUUUUGUGUGAAACGCUCAGCAAAAAAGAACUGGUGGAGCGGUUACGGGUUCAACUCGGGUUCGAAGGUGGCUUCUCCGUUGAUGCCACAGGCAGAAAAGGAGGCUUAGCUCUCUUUUGGAAAACCUCUGAAGAAGCUAACCUUCUUGGUUUCUCUUCAAAUCAUAUCGACAUUGAAGUAUGUAGCAGUGGCAGACCGAAGUGGCGUCUCACCGGAUUUUAUGGCGAACCAAACAGACGACUGCGUGACCGAACAUGGACUCUGCUUCGAUCUCUGCAUCACGAAUCGUCUCUUCCCUGGUGCAUCAUCAGUGACUUUAACAACAUUUCAAGCCAAAGCGAUAAGAAAGGUGGAUGCCCUUACCCAACAUCUUUAAUCUCUGGCUUUCAAUCGGUCCUUGAUGAGUGCAAUUUAAUUGAUCUGAACCUUCGUGGUUAUCCCUUUACUUGGGAUCGUGGGCGUGGCACUGAUCAUUGUGUUGAAAUUCGUCUCGAUAAAGCUACAAUUGUGAAAGACUACUGGAGCUGUAAUAGUCACCUCUCCCUCUAUGAUAAAAUUAAAUUAUGUGGUGCUACCUUGGAUAAGUGGGGUACGGAGUUGACUGGGAACUUUAAAAAAAGAAUUUCAGCUAGCAAGAAGACAAUGUCUCGGCUGAAGCAGCGACAGGACUUCUUUUCCAAUACCGAAUUCAUCAAUGAACAAAAUAAUUACUUCGAACUCCUAGCCCAGCCAGAAAUCUUUUGGAAACAGAGAUCGAAGCAAUUUUGGCUCCACAAUGUGGAUAAAAACACCAAAUAUUUUCAUGCUGUUGCUAGUGCCAGGAAAAGGAACAAUCAGCUUCAGCACCUUAAAAACUCUGAUGGAGUUUGGACCGACUGGGGAAAUGGCCUAGAUCAGGUUGUUAUCUCUUAUUUCUCUGAUCUGUUUACUGCUCACUAUUCUUUGAAUAAUAAUGUUGUGAAUGAAAUUACUUGCUCCGUGACUGAUGAACAAAAUGAAGAGCUCUUGAAACCAGUUUCUGAAGAGGAAGUUAGAACAACUCUUUUCCAGAUGCACCCUGACAAAGCUCCUGGCCCAGAUGGUAUGGGUCCUGGCUUCUUUCAGAAACAUUGGGAUACUGUACGGUUGGAUGUGGUUAAACUGGUAUCUGACUUCUUUGAUUCGGGUUGCUUUCCUCGUGGACUCAACGAAACAUACUUGGUUCUGAUUCCAAAAAAGAAGAACUCCACUUCUAUGGGUGACUUGCGUCCAAUUUCUCUAUGUAAUGUUGCCUACAAAGUGCUUUCAAAAGUUCUGGCCAACCGUAUGAGAAGUCUCAUUGACCAUGUUAUUUCAGACACACAAAGUGCUUUCAUCCCGGGACGCCUUAUCUCAGAUAAUGUUAUGGUGGCUUUUGAAGUGAUGCACUAUCUAAAGAGGAAAACUAAAGGCCAGAAGAGCUUCAUGGCCCUCAAGCUUGACAUGAGCAAGGCCUAUGACCGUGUGGAGUGGGACUACCUCACACUUGUUAUGACUCGUAUGGGUUUUGCUGAGAGAUGGAUAAAUCUUGUUAUGGCUUGUGUGUCAUCUGUUAGCUAUUUUGUGAUUCAUGGAGGUCAUACUUUGGGUCCUAUCAUUCCCACGAGAGGUAUUCGGCAGGGUGAUCCCCUUUCAACAUAUCUUUUCAUCAUAUGUGCUGAAGGGCUAUCUUCUCUUAUCAAGAAGUUUGAAUCCCAUCGUCUCUUACAAGGAUGCAAGGUUGCUCACGGUGCUCCUUCUAUCACUCAUAUGCUUUUUGUCGACGAUAGCUAUCUGUUUUGUCAAUCAACCCCUAGUGCUGCUGAAAGUGUAUCUAAUUUACUCAACCAAUUUGAAUCCGCAUCUGGCCAAAAGGUGAAUUAUUCAAAGUCCACAGUGUUCUUCAGCCCUAAUACUAGCUCUUCUGCACGUGCUCAGAUUUGUGAUAUUCUCCAUAUGCUUGAAGCCUCUGCGGGAAGUCUCUAUUUGGGGCUACCGAACAUAAUUGGGAGAAACAAAAAUUUUGUUUUAGGAUUUCUAAAGAACAAGGUGAUUUCGAGAAUCAAUAGUUGGGACGGGAAAAUUCUAUCUCGUGCCGGCAAAGAAGUUCUUUUGAAAACUGUUGUCCAAUCGCUCCCUACAUAUGCUAUGAGUGUCUUCCUUCUUCCUGUCGGUACAUGUCAUGAAAUUGAAAAACUCAUGGCUAGUUUUUGGUGGAAAACCUCUUCCAGCAAAGGGAAAGGUAUUAUAUGGAUGUCUUGGGAUUGUAUGGCGGCAGAUAAAUUUGAUGGUGGCAUGGGUUUUCGACAUUUACAUGACUUCAACAUUGCUAUGCUCGCUAAACAAGGUUGGCGAUUGCUUUGUAAUUCUGAAUCUCUUGUUGGGAAGGUUUAUAAAGCUAGAUACUAUCCUCGAUCUGAUUUCCUGUCAGCAGAGUUAGGAAGUAAUCCUAGCUUUGUUUGGAGAAGCAUUUGGAAAACCCAGUCCCUUCUUCGUUUGGGCACCAGAAGAACGAUUGGAUCAGGGAACACAGUCAACAUUCUCAACCACCCGUGGCUCCCUGUGCAGCAGGAUCCAUAUGUUUCUACUAAACACCUUGGUUUGUUGAAUAAACAGGCCAACUCCCUCUUCCAUGAGCAUACCCACUCUUGGGACUCCGAGCUUAUUCGGGAUAUGUUUAACAACCGUGAUGCUGAUAUCAUUCUGGGGAUUCCUUUAAGCUCAAAUACUUCAAAUGAUUCUUGGUCCUGGAUAGGGGAAAGAGAUGGUGAGUUUUCUGUCAAAAGUGCUUAUAAGCUGAUUCAGAACCAAGUAAGUAACGAUGUGGUGGCUGCGAACUCUGGUUUCUGGCGCCAGUUAUGGUGUGCAACUCCAUUAGUUUUUGACCCCGGUGGUUCUUUUGGCAGCUGGUUGGAGAUUAUUUUUAUGAAUGCUGCAGCAGACAAGGUUUGCCUCAUCGCCAUGUACUGCUGGGCAAUUUGGAAAGCCAGGAAUAAGGCAGUAUGGAAUAAAAAGCACUCCACUAUCACUGAUGUUCUUGCAUCUGCCCAAAUAGCUCUUGACCAUUGGAUUAAAGCUCAGGAUAAAACUUCGUUGUCAUCGUUGUGUCUGAAUAACAUCGGUGAUGGCUCUGAGACUUGGACUAAACCUGGUGAAAACAAAAUCAAGAUUAAUGUGGAUGCAGCGCUUUUUGAUAGCGAGAACAAGUACGGCUAUGGUUUAGUUGCCCGGAAUCAUUUUGGUAAUCUUGUUGCAGCCCGUGCUGGCAGUUAUGGUGGCCUUUAUGCAUCUGAAGUCAUUGAGGCUAUGGGAAUUAAGGAGGCCCUCAGCUGGGUCCAGACUAAUAAUUGGCGAUUUGUUGAGAUUGAGACGGACAGCCUUGUUUCUGUACAAGCCAUCCGAAGCAACCACUCCAUGAGAUCCACCUUUGGCCUUCUUAUCAAGGACUGCCAAAUCCUAUUAUCUACCCUUCCUAAUGUCAAGUUAUUUUGGAUAAGACGAUUAGCAAAUCGAGUAGCACAUCAUGUUGCUAGACAUUCUCGAUUUUACCCUGGUUGUAGCAUUUCUGAGUUUUCCAUUACUGCUGAAUUCCAACAUCUUUUGUAUUCAGAAUGCUAA
This is a messenger RNA of Humulus lupulus (European hop), 3747 nucleotides long. RefSeq lists its product as uncharacterized. Gene Ontology annotation, molecular function: RNA-DNA hybrid ribonuclease activity; nucleic acid binding. Bases 1 to 3747 code for a protein of 1248 amino acids. The record is from RefSeq and is a predicted model, not a curated record. Lineage: Eukaryota; Viridiplantae; Streptophyta; Magnoliopsida; Rosales; Cannabaceae. The transcript is spliced from 3 exons.